Oryza sativa Japonica Group (Japanese rice) is the source of this 2082-nucleotide messenger RNA. RefSeq names its product F-box/kelch-repeat protein At1g74510. The record is from RefSeq and is a predicted model, not a curated record. Gene Ontology annotation, cellular component: nucleus. Gene Ontology annotation, molecular function: protein binding. Lineage: Eukaryota; Viridiplantae; Streptophyta; Magnoliopsida; Poales; Poaceae.
CCGUAACCGCGCAUCCUCCUCCUCUUCCACCUCUCCCCACCCUCCCUCUCCGCUCCUCCGCCUCCGCCUCCGCCUCCGCGUGCUCCCGUAACCGCGCCGCCGCAGCCUCCGCCUCCGCGCGGUUCCUCCCGCAAGCGGCUUCUCCGCCGCGCGCGUCCGUUUCUCUCCCGAUCCCCGCCGCCCGGGGGGGUGCCGUGCACUCGUCGCCGUCGCUGGGCGCCUGCCGUGUCGGCGGCGGCCGGUGGGCGAGAUUUUGUCGCCGCGCGCGGGGCGGGGGCACGGUUGGUUUUGAGGCGAGAUUGAUUGCCAGGUUCACAAUGAAUACAGAAGGCCUGGAUUCUUGUGUAUAGGUUCUCUCUUCUGAGAGACAUCACUGAAAAUUCUCACAGAAUGUUGGAGGGUCAAUCUUGCUUGAUCUCAAGGUCUUUGCCAAGCUCCUGUGAUCAAGAAUCCAGAUUAGCAUACAUGACCUACCACCUCCUUGAGAUAACGAGGAGUAAGCGCAUAUCAAGUACUCCGAGGAUUGAACCUGAUAGUGUUGCUGCAGUAGCAGUACUGACCAAACGACCUAAAUCUGCCAGGAACCAUGAGUGUGAGCAGCUGGAUUGUCAAGGCAGCAAUGAUCAGGGUUUUUCGGAUUCAAGUACCCUAAUAAGUUCUAUCGGUCGAGAUAACUCAAUCAGUUGCCUCGCCCGUUGCUCUCGUUCAGAUUAUGGCUCCAUUGCAUCAGUCAAUCGGAACUUCCACUCACUUGUCCGCAGUGGGGAGCUUUACAAGGAACGGCGUCAGUUGGGGAUUGCAGAACAUUGGGUCUAUUUCUCCUGCAACGUGCAGGAGUGGGAAGCUUAUGACCCUUACCGUUCACGGUGGAUGACACUCCCAAAGAUGCCACACAAUGAGUGUUUCAUGUGCUCAGACAAGGAGUCACUUGCAGUGGGCACCGAACUCCUGGUUUUUGGCAAGGAGAUUCUUUCCCACAUUGUUCUGAGUUACAGUAUUCUGACAAACUCGUGGUCGCCUGGUGUUGAUAUGAAUGCCCCUAGAUGCUUGUUUGGAUCAGCUAGCUUUGGAGAGAAAGCAAUUGUAGCUGGUGGCAUGGAUGCUCAAGGUCGGGUGCUACGCUCUGCUGAGCUGUACAACUCUGAAACUAAGAGAUGGAUAACACUCCCAUGCAUGAACAAGGCUAGGCGAAUGUGUUCUGGAGUCUUUAUGAACGGCAAAUUUUACGUAAUUGGGGGAAUGGCCAGUAACACGGAGGUGCUGACCUGCGGAGAAGAGUAUGAUUUGGAGAAAGGUACCUGGAGGGUGAUAGAGAACAUGUCUGAGGGGCUCAACGGUGCAAGUGGUGCACCUCCCCUUGUUGCUGUUGUUGAAAAUGAGUUAUAUGCUGCACAAUAUGCAGGAAAGCUAGUAAGGAAAUAUAACAUAAAGGAUAACACAUGGACAACACUGGGAGAGUUACCAGAGCGGCCAGAAGCUGUGAAUGGCUGGGGUAUUGCAUUCCGAGGAUGUGGAGAGCGGCUCUUGGUGAUUGGUGGACCAAGAGUGAUGGGAGGGGGGAUGAUUGAGCUCCAUUCAUGGAUCCCGAGGGAGGGGCCGUUGCGGUGGAACAUGAUCGGGAGCAAGCCUUCUGGUAACUUUGUUUAUAACUGUGCUGUCAUGGGGUGCUGAUUUGUGCCACCCUCUUGCCGAACAUACUGUGAACAUGAAAGAUUGUGAUAUUGGUUUCCUCAAAUGUCAUAAAGCACCGAUUCGCCUGAUGGGUAAUCUCUGCCUUUCUUUUUGACAUUUCAGAUUUUACACGUGGUUCAAUAGAGUAGUUGUUUCAGUGCAUGCGUCACUGGUCACCCUUAGGUAAAUUUUCCACAUUCGAUUUGCAGCUGGGAAUUUGUACCUUGUUCUACCCUCUAUCGGAACAAGUUCCCGAUGGAUGCAUUUAGUCGACAAACUGUAAUUGAGGCACCAUUGCAUCUGUACAAUUGUAUGAGGUUCUGAUUUGGUGCCUGUCGAUCCCAUUACUCUUUUGUGCAAAUGUUUCUUGACAGGAAGAACAUGAAUUAUAAUGUUCCUCUGUUCACUUUA